AUGGGAGCAAAUGGCUCUGUCCGCCGGUCGAAAACCGCAAUGAGCUACUUGAUGAAUGAGUUCAAUCGCUUGAAGUCACAUGGCGUUGACGGGGAGGCGGUUUGGGGGGAGUGGUUCGCGGCAUCGCUGGUAUCCACCAAUGCCAACGGGGCCUCCUUGCCACAAGCGCAGACCCACGUGGAGGAACCUGUGCUCACGUUGGCGACCCUUCAGCGGCUUGUCACACCUGAGGACUUGUCCUUGGAUUUUCGACACAUUGCCACUCUUUGGAAGCUGGACUCAAAUCGAGAUGGCGUCGUCACCUUUGAGGAGCUCGUGACUUUUGCAGAAUUCUGCAAUGAGCAACGGAUGAUGCUUGGAGACCUGGAGCUGUCUCAAAAGCUCAAGGCUCUUUGCGUCAUGGAAAUGAUUGCAGAUGUGUGUGAUGAGGAUGGUCAAGACAUCUUCGUGGACUGGAUGCUGAAGCUUGUCGCUCAGGACAUGUCCCCUCGCCCAUUUCGCAUGAUGCGGAUACCAGUGGACACUGAGGAUACUGGAAGGCCUGGUAGGCCAACCUUCUACGUCCACAUGGAUGUGGUCAUGAACCUGUACAAUCUGCUGAAGCCUUGCCAGAUUUCAAGCCACACAAACAUGCAAGACUUUGUUGACUUGCUCCACCAAAUCGGGGAGAGCAUGAACCUUCAGCCACUGAUGAUAAAGGACCUUGAUGAGUGGGUGCCGCUGGAAGUCGUGUAUCACUGGUUGAAGCGCUUUGUCUCGGCAUUCACUGACCUCUACAAAGAGCUGGGUCUGUUCAUUGAUACUUGA
Messenger RNA from Symbiodinium natans, 807 nucleotides. The record is from the annotation of a GenBank genome assembly. Lineage: Eukaryota; Dinophyceae; Suessiales; Symbiodiniaceae.